Messenger RNA from Sarcophilus harrisii (Tasmanian devil), 3689 nucleotides. It is a transcript of the gene ARV1, whose product is annotated as ARV1 homolog, fatty acid homeostasis modulator. The record is from RefSeq and is a predicted model, not a curated record. Gene Ontology annotation, biological process: intracellular sterol transport; sterol metabolic process; regulation of plasma membrane sterol distribution. The transcript is spliced from 5 exons. Gene Ontology annotation, cellular component: cortical endoplasmic reticulum; Golgi apparatus. Bases 104 to 907 code for a protein of 267 amino acids. NCBI's taxonomy places the organism in Eukaryota, Metazoa, Chordata, Mammalia, Dasyuromorphia, Dasyuridae.
GCCGUGAGCUCUCUACAAAUUCUCCCGCCCCCUCGUCCCCAAACCAGGAAGUCGGGAGCUAACUUGAGCAUCGGUGAAGGAGGCGGUGUCGCGGGUGGUGGAGAUGGGGACCGGCGGGCGGAGCGGGCUACGGUUCGGGAAGGGAAGCGCGGAAAAAACAUCGAUGAACUACGCCUCCUCGGCAUCCAGCAGCUACAGGUGCAUCGAGUGUAACCAGGAGGCGACGGAACUAUACAGGGACUAUAAUCAUGGGGUGCUGAAGAUUACUAUCUGCAAAUCUUGCCAGAAGCCUGUGGACAAGUACAUCGAGUAUGAUCCUGUUAUCAUCUUGAUCAAUGCCAUUUUAUGCAAAGCACAAGCCUACAGGCAUAUUCUUUUCAAUACUGAGAUAAAUAUCCAUGGGAAGCUCUGCAUAUUUUGUUUGCUUUGUGAAGCAUAUCUGAGGUGGUUGCAGCUACAAGAUUCAAGCCAGCACACUGACCCUGAUGACUUAAUAAGAUAUGCCAAAGAAUGGGAUUUCUAUAGAAUGUUUACAAUAGCUUCUUUAGAACAAAUGACUUUCUUUAUUGGGAUUUUUUCUGGUUUAUGGCUAAUCCAACCCACAACACUGAGAAGAAAGUCCAACUUCAUUUUGCUUCUGAAAGCACUACUAUUGUCCAGCUAUGGGAAACUCCUGCUGAUUCCAGCCGUCAUUUGGGAACAUGACUACACUCCUCUAUGCCUCAAACUUAUAAAAGUAUUUGUCCUUACAUCAAAUUCUCAGGCAAUCAGAGUGACUCUAAACAUCAGUCGAAAGCUUUCAUUGUUGGCCAUCCUAAGUGGAUUAAUAUUUGAAAGCAGUGUGGUCUGCUUCUUCCAAAAGAUGGGAUGGGAUGUAGAAAGUAAUUGUUCCAUCUAUAAAACUUAAAUUUUUCUUGAAAAUAAAGAAGAAAAACUUCUUUUCAGGAAACUAUCUUACAUGGUGAUAUGAAUUCUUUUUUUCUGAAAAAUUCAUUCAAAAAAGGGACGUGCACUAGCAAAGUAAUUAGGAAUACAGUGGCACUUCUGAAAUACUGGUUGUAUUUCAAUAUUUAAUUAAAUGGUUUCUUUGUGCUCAGUUCUACUGUGUUUUCUAUAUCAGGGCUUCUUAAAUUUUUUCCAUUCAUAGCUCAUUUUUGCCCAAUAAAUUUUUACACAGUCCUGGGCAUAUAAGUUUAUAAGAUAGGUUUACAAAUCAAACUUUUGCUGAUAGUAAAUUAUAAUUUCUUAACACAUUCUGUUACAUGACUCAUAGUGUAAGAAUUUUUGUUCUCUAUCCUUUACUUUUUUUUAAUGGUUGUUCUAAAACAUCUUUUCUGUUCAAAUUGCCAAUUCUGUCUUCAUUUCCUAUUUAUAUCAGAUAAAUUUGCCUUCCAUUUUUUUUUUCCUGGGAAGGUACAAAUCAUGAAUUCCUAGAAUCACAGCUCCAUAGACUCAUAGAAUUUCAUUUAGUAAAACCUUCAUAGGACAGCUAGUCCAGCUUAUACUGAAACAUGAAUUCUUUUUGAAUCUCUUCCAGCUUUCUUGAAGAGAGGUCAUGUUCAUCAGUGGACACACUACUCAUCAACAUAAUCUAUUUUGUACUGUUUUGUUUAAGAAAUUUAGAUAGGUAGAUAGAAGAUAUAACUGAAAUCUGCUUCUUCUCGCCACUCUUUUUUUUCUUCCAGUCUCAAAGAUAUUUUCAACACCUCUGUGUUUCUAGGGUCUCCUCCUUUCCUUCCAUUUCUCAGAUCUAUCCCCUCUCAUCUCAGAAACUGUCAAAAUAUCCUUCAUUCUUUCUGGCAUUUUCAUUUGCUCCAUUGCCACUAAAUUGGAAUUCUAUUUUGCUGCCCUCCUGUCCACUACUGUAUCUUUCCUUCUUUUCACUAACAGACUUCUAGAGACAACAAACACAUAUUACCUGCUGUAUCUACUUUGUCACCACUUGCCUCAUUUCACUUCACUUCAAUCUAUUUACUGCUCUACUGAAAGUAAUCUCUUGAAAGUCAUUUAUAACCAAAUUAGUUACCAAAUUCAGUGUUCUUUUUUCCAUCUUAAUUCUUUUUUUGUUUCUCUCCAGAAUGACAUUUGCCUAAUUUUUGAGCUUCUUUCUAAUUGUUCUUCCUGUCUGUUCACUGCCUUCUUUCCUUCUAAUAGCCCCUAAAUGUAGCUAUUCCCCCAAGCUUUUGUCCCUAACCAUUACCCCUCAUAUAAAUGUCUUAUUUCCAUGAUUUCAGUUACCUCUUUGCAAAUAAUUUACGAAUCUAGUCCCAGUUUCUCCUUCAGGUUCUGUUUUUGAAUCUCUGUCAGAUUUUUUUCACUUAAUUAUCCAUCACCAUAAACUCAAAGUGUUCGCCAGAUUCAUCAUUUUUCUCAUUUUCUCUCCCAACCAACUGUAAAGGAAUUCCCUCUCCUGUGUCCCUCUUUAUCUCAGUGGCAUUCUUUCAGUCAGGCACAGAACCUCAACUUUCUUGGAUUUUACCUUUGCUCCUUACAUGCCAUCUAUUACCAUUCCCUAUCACACCUUCCCUUUGCAGUCUUACAAUGGCUCAUUUCUUUUAGUUAUCACUACCAGCUCUCUUAAUCCUGGGCCUUAAUUAUCAUGCCUAGACUAUUUAAAUAAUUUCCCAACUAAUGAGAUUCUUUCCUCAAGAUCCUUUCCCUCCAAUAGAAUUUGCACAUUGGUAGCAAAUUGAUUCUUCCUGAAGUGCUGUCUUGAUCCUAUUCCUCUUCCAAAUCCUUUGGAAGAAGUCCCCAAACUUUUCCUAAGAGGCUACCUUUGACUUUCCCUCAGUUUACUGUUCUAAUUUUCUUGCCCUAUUUCUCAGCUCCCUCUUUCCAUUUCCAAAGAAAGAUUGAUCUCAAUGACCCUUAGAUAUUGACUGUAUUAACCAUUUUCCAUUCUUCCCAUCUGUAUCUUUUCCUUUUUCAUCUACUUCAUUAAAGCCUAUCAUCCUUUAAAACCCAAGUUCAAAUCCUUCCUAAUUGAAGCUUUCACUCUUAAGUGAUUUCUUCCUCCACUAAGUAUUAUUCGUUGCGUGUAAAAGUCAUUUGAUAUGUUUGUUGUUUCAUGACAAACAUGACAUUUUUGUAUUUAUUUAAUUUUCAUUUUAUUUAUUUUUUCACUCAUUUUUUUAAAAUCAGCAUUUUGUUUUAUGUUUUGUACCUCCCAUAGGACCUCACAUAUAGUUGGUUUAGAGUAAAUCACAACCUUAAAGGCUUUCUUGAGAGAGAUUGAGGAAGGCAACCUGGAAUGGCAAUUGGCGGAACUCAUGUUUCACUGUUCAAGCAAGCAGUAAGGAUUUAUUAAGUGUUUAUAAUGUAAAAUACUCAUUACCUUCAAGAAGGUUACAUUUAAACAGUGAAAGAUUAUUAUAUAUAAAAAGGAGCUGAAACACAGGAGGAUACGCACUCAAGUCUAUAAAGGACCAAACCAGUUCACCAAUGGGAAAAGAGGACGAGCAUGGCUGAAGCAUGCUCCUGGGGAGGAAUACCUAGGCAGUGAAGGAAAAUCCCAAAAGGCAACUGAAUUAAAAAAAUAUCUCUGCAAUCACAUGGCCACUUCCUACUACACUCAUCUCUCCUUCUAAGUAAAUGUGAUCAGAUCAACUCUGUCAAUGUUCCUUAGAUAUGUUAUGUUCCUCCACUUUCCUAUAACUCUACUUACAAUCCCUGUCAUUUUCCAAAUCAAA